Molecule: messenger RNA, 5188 nt
Organism: Myotis lucifugus (little brown bat)
Lineage: Eukaryota; Metazoa; Chordata; Mammalia; Chiroptera; Vespertilionidae
Gene: DOCK4
Product: dedicator of cytokinesis 4
Biological process (GO): small GTPase-mediated signal transduction; cell chemotaxis
Cellular component (GO): plasma membrane; cytoplasm
Molecular function (GO): small GTPase binding; guanyl-nucleotide exchange factor activity
Source: RefSeq, a predicted model, not a curated record
AUGAAAGCAGGACAGUGGGUCCUCCCACAAAGUGCACUUCUGUCCACAGCCAGGUCUCCUGCUCAGUCCCAGUUAGCAGAGAGCAGUGUCGCUCCCCACCCGCCUGAGUACCUUCAUCUCUUCCUUCCGUUUCUUGCAGUGAUUGCCAGUUUCCGAGGCACCGUCCCCUACGGCCUGUCGCUGGAGAUUGGAGACACGGUUCAGAUCCUGGAGAAGUGCGAUGGCUGGUACAGAGGAUUUGCCUUAAAAAACCCAAAUAUCAAGGGCAUCUUUCCUUCCAGCUACGUUCACUUGAAACAUGCCGGUGUGAAGAACAAAGGACAGUUUGAGAUGGUCAUUCCCACCGAAGACUCCGUUAUCACAGAAAUGACCUCGACGUUGCGAGACUGGGGCACCAUGUGGAAGCAGCUGUAUGUGAGAAACGAGGGCGACCUGUUCCACCGGCUGUGGCACAUCAUGAACGAGGUGCUGGACCUGCGGCGCCAGGUGCUGGUGGGCCACCUGACGCACGACCGCAUGAAGGACGUGAAGCGCCACAUCACCGCCCGCCUCGACUGGGGCAACGAGCAGCUGGGCCUGGACCUGGUGCCCAGGAAGGAGUACGCGAUGGUGGACCCGGAGGACAUCAGCAUCACCGAGCUCUACCGCCUGAUGGAGCAUCGGCACCGGAAGAAGGACGCGCCGGCGCAGGCCAGCAGCCACCACCUCUUCGUGCAGCUGAAGAGCCUCAUGUGCUCCAACCUGGGCGAGGAGCUCGAGGUCGUCUUCUCGCUCUUCGACAGCAGGGAGAACCGCCCCAUCAGCGAGCGGUUCUUCCUGAGGCUGAACAGGAACGGGCUGCCCAAAGCCCCCGACAAGCCGGAGCGGCACUGCUCUCUCUUCGUGGAUCUGAGCAGCGGCGAGCUGCGAAGGGACAUCUACAUCACGGUGCACAUCAUCCGGAUCGGUCGGAUGGGGGCGGGAGAGAAGAAGAACGCCUGCAGCGUGCAGUACCGGCGCCCCUUCGGCUGCGCGGUCCUCAGCAUCGCUGACCUGCUGACCGGGGAGACCAAGGACGACCUCAUCCUGAAAGUGUACAUGUGCAACACGGAGAGCGAGUGGCACCAGAUCCACGAGAACAUCAUCAAGAAGCUGAACGCGCGCUACAACCUGACCGGCUCCAACGCGGGCUUGGCCGUGUCCCUGCAGCUGCUGCACGGAGACCUCGAGCAGAUCCGCAGGGAGUACCCGUCGGUGUUUUCUCACGGCGUGUCCAUCACCAGGAAGCUGGGCUUCUCCAACAUCAUCAUGCCGGGUGAGAUGAGGAACGACUUGUACAUCACCGUAGAGAGGGGAGAGUUUGAGAAAGGAGGCAAGAGCGUGGCCAGGAACGUGGAGGUGACGAUGUUCAUCGUGGAGAGCGGCGGCCAGACCCUGAAGGACUUCAUCUCCUUCGGCUCCGGGGAGCCCCCGGCCAGCGAGUACCACUCCUUCGUGCUGUACCACAACAACAGCCCGCGCUGGGCCGAGCUGCUGAAGCUGCCCAUCCCCGUGGACAAGUUCCGGGGCGCGCACAUCCGCUUCGAGUUCCGGCAUUGCUCCACCAAGGAGAAGGGCGAGAAGAAGCUGUUUGGCUUCUCCUUCAUCCCCCUGAUGCAGGAGGAUGGCAGGACGCUCCCAGACGGCACGCACGAGCUCAUCGUGCACAAGUGCGAAGAAAACACGAGCCUUCAGGACCCUACCCGCUACCUCAAGCUCCCCUUCUCCAAGGGCCUGCUCCUUGGGACUAGCAGCCUCGCCCCCAAGACCACAAAGGAGUCUUUUUGGAUCACGUCGUUCCUCUGUUCCACGAAACUCACCCAGAACGGCGACAUGCUUGACCUUCUGAAGUGGAGAACUCACCCCGACAAGAUCCCAGGCUGCCUCUCCAAGUUGAAAGAGAUCGACGGCUCCGAGAUCGUCAAGUUUCUGCAAGACACCCUGGACACCUUGUUCGGGAUUUUAGAUGAAAAUUCCCAAAAGUAUGGGUCAAAAGUGUUUGAUUCUCUGGUUCACAUCAUAAAUUUGCUGCAAGACAGCAAAUUCCAUCACUUCAAGCCGGUGAUGGACACGUACAUCGAGAGCCACUUUGCCGGGGCCCUGGCGUACAGGGACCUCAUCAAGGUGCUCAAGUGGUACGUGGACCGGAUCACGGAGGCGGAGCGGCAGGAGCACAUCCAGGAGGUGCUGAAGGCCCAGGAGUACAUCUUCAAGUACAUAGUGCAGUCGCGCCGGCUGUUCUCACUGGCCACGGGCGGGCAGCACGAGGAGGAGUUCCGCUGCUGCAUCCGCGAGCUGCUCCUGUCCGUGCGCUUCUUCCUCUCGCAGGAGAGCAAAGGGGCCGGGCCGCUCUCUCAGUCCCAGGCCGUGUUCCUGAGCUCCUUCCCUGCCGUGUACUCGGAGCUGCUGAAGCUCUUCGACGUCCGGGAAGUGGCCAACCUGGUGCAGGACACGCUGGGCAGCCUGCCCACCCUCCUGCACGUGGACGAGACGCUGCAGGCGGUGAAGCUGCAGUGCAUUGGCCAGACCGUGGAGAGCCAGCUCUACACCAACCCAGAUUCCAGGUGCAUCCUGCUCCCCGUGGUCCUGCACCAUCUGCACAUGCACCUGCGGCAGCAGAAGGACCUGGUCGCGUGCGCACGCAUCCUCAGCAACGUGUUCUGCCUCAGCAAGAAGAACAGCUCGGAGAAGUCCGUGCUGGAGGAGAUCGACGUGAUCGUGGCCAGCCUGCUGGACAUCCUGCUGCGGACCAUCCUGGAGAUCACCAGCCGCCCGCAGGCCUCCGGCCCCGCCACGCGGCUCCACUUCCAGGACGUCACCGGGGAGUUUGUUGCUUGUCUCCUGUCCCUGUUACGACAAAUGACAGACAGGCAUUAUCAACAGCUUCUUGACAGUUUCAGUACAAAGGAAGAACUGAGGGGGAGCAGAGAGAGAGCACUGUUGGGUGUGUUGCAGGUGGAAGCCAAGCUCAUCGACAAACUGGAUAGCCUGAUGUCAGAAGGCAAAGGGGACGAAACCUACCGGGAGCUCUUCAACAGUAUUCUGCUGAAGAAAAUCGAGCGGGAAACAUGGAGGGAGAGUGGGGUCUCCUUGAUCGCCACGGUGACGCGCCUGAUGGAGAGGUUGUUGGAUUACAGGGACUGCAUGAAGGUGGGCGAGGUGGACGGCAAGAAGAUCGGCUGCACAGUGAGCCUUCUGAACUUUUAUAAGACGGAACUGAACAAGGAAGAGAUGUACAUCCGCUACAUCCACAAACUCUACGACCUGCACCUCAAGGCACAGAACUUCACAGAGGCCGCCUACACCCUCCUGCUGUACGACGAGCUGCUGGAGUGGUCGGACCGGCCGCUGCGCGAGUUCCUGAGCUACCCGGCGCAGACCGAGUGGCAGCGCAAGGAGCACCUGCACCUGGCCAUCAUCCAGAACUUCGACAGGGGCAAGUGCUGGGAGAACGGCAUCGUCCUGUGCCGGAAGAUCGCAGAGCAGUACGAGAGCUACUAUGACUACCGGAACCUGAGCAAAAUGCGGAUGAUGGAGGCCUCUCUGUACGACAAGAUUAUGGACCAGCAGCGCCUGGAACCAGAGUUCUUCAGGGUUGGAUUUUAUGGGAAAAAAUUUCCAUUUUUCUUAAGAAACAAGGAGUUUGUGUGCAGAGGGCACGACUACGAGCGGCUGGAGGCGUUCCAGCAGCGGAUGCUGACCGAGUUCCCGCACGCCAUUGCCAUGCAGCACGCCAACCAGCCCGACGAGACCAUCUUCCAGGCGGAGGCGCAGUAUCUGCAGAUCUACGCCGUGACCCCCAUCCCCGAGAGCCAGGAGGUGCUGCAGAGAGACGGUGUCCCCGACAACAUCAAAAGCUUCUACAAAGUGAACCGCAUCUGGAAGUUCCGCUACGACAGGCCGUUCCACAAAGGCCCCAAGGACAAGGAGAACGAGUUCAAGAGUCUCUGGGUGGAGAGGACGUCGCUGUUCCUGGUGCAGAGCUUGCCGGGCAUCUCCCGCUGGUUCGAGGUGGACAAGCGCGAGGUGGUGGAGAUGACACCCCUGGAGAACGCGAUUGAGGUUUUGGAGAACAAGAACCAGCAGCUGAAGACUCUGAUCAGCCAGUGUCGGACCCGGCAGAUGCAGAACAUCAACCCGCUGACCAUGUGCCUGAACGGGGUCAUCGAUGCUGCCGUCAACGGCGGAGUCUCCCGGUAUCAAGAGGCAUUCUUUGUCAAGGAGUAUAUCUUAAGUCACCCUGAAGACGGAGAGAAAAUUGCCCGGUUACAAGAGCUGAUGCUUGAGCAGGCACAGAUUCUGGAGUGUGGCUUGGCCGUGCAUGAGAAGUUUGUACCUCAGGACAUGCGACCCCUUCACAAGAAGCUGGUGGACCAGUUCUUCAUGAUGAAGUCGAGUCUAGGGAUACAGGAGUUCUCUGCUUGUAUACAAGCCAGCCCAGUCCACUUUCCUAACGGAAGCCCUCGUGUGUGCCGGAACUCGGCGCCCGCCUCCAUGAGCCCAGACGGUUCCCGGGUAAUUCCCAGGCGCAGCCCGCUGAGUUACCCGGCUAUCAACCGGUACUCCUCGUCGUCGCUGUCCUCACAGGCCUCCGCUGAAGUCAGCAACAUCACCGGGCAGUCGGAGAGCUCCGACGAGGUCUUCAACAUGCAGCCAAGCCCGUCUACCUCAAGCCUGAGUUCCACCCACUCCGCCUCGCCCAACGUGACCAGCUCUGCUCCAUCGAGUGCCAGAGCUUCUCCUCUCUUGUCCGACAAACACAAACAUUCCCGAGAGAACGCCUGCCUGUCCCCCCGGGAGCGGCCGUGCAGCGCCAUCUACCCCACACCUGUGGAGCCUUCGCAGAGGCUGCUGUUCAAUCACAUUGGAGACGGAGCCAUGCCGCGCAGCGACCCAAACCUGUCCGCACCUGAGAAAGCUGUGAACCCCACCCCUAGCAGCUGGAGCCUGGACAGUGGGAAGGAGGCCAGGAGCAUGGCGGAGAGCGGGAGGCUCCUCUCGCCCCCUGUCCCUCCGAGACCCGCACUGACGGCUUCGCCUGCGAGACACACGGCGCCGGUCUCCCCCUCACCUGCCGGGCGGUCUCCGUUGAAGGUACGGCUGUCGUUUAACUGAGCCUGGGAUGGGCCCCGUGUUCCCUCCCCCCUGAGGAGCCCCCUGGUCCGUUAGC